Messenger RNA from Rubroshorea leprosula, 730 nucleotides. The record is from the annotation of a GenBank genome assembly. Lineage: Eukaryota; Viridiplantae; Streptophyta; Magnoliopsida; Malvales; Dipterocarpaceae.
AAUCAAGGUAGUAGUAAAUCUUAUCAUAGCAGAAAGGGAAAGAGAGAAAUGGCUCCUUCAGUGCUCUCCUCUGCCAUUGUCACGCCCUUUAAGGCUCAGGCCAACAUGGUGGCUCCGUUCACCGGCCUGAAGUCCAACACUGCCUUCCCGGUCAUCCGGAAGAGCAAAAAUGACAUUUCUUCUCUCCCAAGCAAUGGGUGCAGGGUUAGAUGCAUGCAGGUGUGGCCACCAAUUGGGAAGAAGAAGUUCGAGACACUCUCGUACCUUCCUCCACUAUCCCCAGAGUCCUUGGCUAAGGAAGUUGAUUACCUACUCCGGCAGAGAUGGCGCGCAUUCGUCUACCACGAGAACCACAGGUCCCCUGGAUACUAUGAUGGCCGCUAUUGGACCAUGUGGAAACUUCCCAUGUUUGGAUGCACCGACUCUUCUCAGGUGUUGAAGGAGCUUGAGGAAGCCAAGAAGGCUUACCCCAACUCAUUCAUCAGAAUUAUUGGAUUCGACAAUGUUCGCCAAGUGCAGUGCAUCAGUUUCAUUGCCUACAAGCCCCCAGGCUUCUAAACUUAGGGAUUAAUGCAUGUACACCCCAUGUAGGGGGUCGGCUUGUGUUAUACUUAUUCGUUGAAAAUCACACUUUGUUUUUUCAUUUUUGGAUAUUUCGCUCUUUUCAAUUUCUGGGUUUCGGAUUUCCUAUGGAAAUGGAUGUAAGAACUAAUGAAGAAAGAGUAGUUUC